Caenorhabditis angaria is the source of this 7143-nucleotide messenger RNA. The record is from the annotation of a GenBank genome assembly. Lineage: Eukaryota; Metazoa; Nematoda; Chromadorea; Rhabditida; Rhabditidae.
AUGUUUUAUUGGUCAGUUUUUAUUUUUGUUGGAAAACUAGCAUUUAGAAAAUCUAGGCUAGCUGAAUCGGAAAACAAUGUGACAACUGAUCCUCUAAUAUUUUGGUUCAAUGGUGGUCCUGGAUGUUCCAGUUCAAUUGGAUUAUUUUUCAAUGGUCCUUUGAAAUUGGAAAAAGAAUUGAGUAAAAGGAAACAUGUUUUAUCAAAACUUGGAUCAGUUGUAUAUAUUGACACACCAAGUCCAGUUGGAUUUUCAUAUUCUACUGAUAAAUCUGAUCCAACUGAUGAUCAAAUGACUGUUGAAGAUAAUUAUAAAGCUGUCAAAUUAUUUUUAGAGGUGGGUUUUCGCUUUGACACAGUCAGGUAUUACAGAGUUUGCCUGCAGUUUUGAAAAACACAAGAGCAUUUUUGAUCUACCUAGAAUUCUAUUUUUUUCAGGAAUAUCCCAAAUUCCGGAAUCACGAAGUUAUUAUAACCGGAUAUUCUUAUGCUGGAAUCUAUAUUCCGAUGUUAGCUGGACAAAUUAUUGAUAACAAGAAGGAUUUCAAUAUUAAUUUAACGGUUAAUAAUUUCUUGAAUGUUCACAAUUGAAAAAUAUUUUCAGAAAAUAAUUCUCGGCGCCCCAUUUUUGAGCGACGAGUUGAAUUUAAAAGCCCGUCUAGAAUUCAGUUAUGCACACGGUUUUAUUGACGAAGAAGUUUAUCGAAAUUUACUCAAAAAAUGCUGUGAUAAUAAAACAUUAGAAGACUGUGAUUCACAAAAAAAUGACAAUGAAUGUGAGGAUUUCAAUGAAUAUACACGUAAUCUUCCUCAUCCUGAAAUUGAACUUUAUGACGUCAAUAGAAAAUGUGAAAACAUGGAAAUACAUGAAGAUCCAGAAAACGAUCCGAAAUCGUGUACAUUUUCAGGGAAAGCUAAAUUUGAAAAUUAUUUGAAUCGAAAAGAUACAAGAGAAAUAUUGCGAAUUCCUGAAAAAGCUGGGAAAUGGCAACUUUGUCAACCGCUGGAAAAUUAUAGAUCGAGAAAGAUUGAAAUGGUCGAAUAUAUCAAAAAAGCGAUGAGAAAUGAUGUUAAAAUUGUGCUAUUUUAUGGUGAUGCGGAUUUCGUUUGUCCCUUUUCAGAAGGACAAAAAGUUGUGGAAAGAUUAGGAAUUGAGGUAAGCUUUUUUUGUUGUUGAAAGUGAUAUUUUCAGUUUUCAGGAAAUUGGAAAUGGACUAAUAUCAACUAAAGAUCAAAGAAUCAUUGGGAAAUACACAUCAUACAAAAAUCUGGAUUUUUUAGUUUUCAAAAAUGUUGGACACUCACUAGGAGUUCUAUAUCCAGAAAUUGAAUUUGAACUUCAUCGAAAAUUUUUCAAUGAUCAGAAGUUGGAUGUUUUAUGAUAAUGAAAUUUUAAUUGGAUUCAUUUUUGAAACAAAAAAACACUUUUUUCAGCAGAUCUCUUAUUAUUUUUUAAGGAAAGUUCAACACAUGUUUCCAAAGUUCAUUUUCUCAAGCUGAAAAAAAACAAAUGACUCUUGGUUUUUCAUUUUUCAAGCAAAAUGUUGCAAAAAUUGUUCCUCUUUUUUGUUCUAGAAAUUUCUAGCCAUGAAAUUUUCAAGUUACCCGGUCAGAAUUUCACAUUUGAUUCAAGGCAGUUUGCAGGAUUUUUAAAUGUGACAAAUUCUAGAAGAAUGUUUUAUUGGUCAGUUUUCAUUUUCUUUGAAGCUUCGGAGCAUUUAGAUAAUCUAGGCUAGCUGAAUCGGAAAACAAUGUGACAACAGAUCCUAUGUGACAACAGAGAAUAUCAAUGUGACAACAGAGAAUAUUUUGGUUCAAUGGUGGUCCCGGACGUUCAUCAUUAACUGGAUUAUUUUUGAAUGGCCCUUUUGAUUUGGAUUCGAAAGGAAGAGAAAUACGAAAGAAAAGUUUAUCUUUUACAAAACUCGGAUCAGUUGUAUAUAUCGAAUCACCAACUCCAGUUGGUUUCUCAUAUUCUACAAAAGACUCUCAUCCAGUUGAUGAUCAAGGGACUGCUGAUGAUUAUAAAGCUAUACUAUUAUUUUUAGAAGUGAGUUUUGUUUUGAAUAUUUAAAAUUAAAGUGAUAGCGAGUUUUUAGGAAUAUCCAAAAUUCAGGAAUCAUGAGAUCUUUUUGACGGGCGUUUCCUAUGCUGGAAUGUAUAUUCCGAUGUUGGUUAAGAAAAUUAUUGAAAGGAAUCAAAUUUUGAAUAUUAACUUGAAGGUUUGUGGAUUUACAGAACUACUAGUUAGAAUUCGAACACAUGAUCAGAAAUCAGAAUUCCGAAGAAAACUAAUUGAUCUUUUUCAGGGAAUCGCUAUUGGCGCAGCUUCUUUGUGUGACAAACUCAGUAUAAAAGCUCGCUUUGAAUACAGUUAUACACAUGGAUUUCUAGACGAAGAAAAAUAUCAAAAUAUUCUUCGAGGAUGUUGUGAAAACAAAAAUUUGGAUGAAUGCAAUAUCUACAACGCUAGAAAUAAACAUUGUGUAAAGCUCAAAAAUUAUGCAAAAAAUAUUGCUCAUUCUGAAAUCAAUAUCUACAACGUCAAUCAACAAUGUGUAAACCCAUGUAAAUCAAAACACAGAGACAAAAUAGCAGCUUAUUUGAAUCGUAAAGAAGUUCGAGAAACACUGAAAAUUCCCGAAGAAGCUGGGAAAUGGCAUUCUUGUGAUACUCUUGAUCCAUAUAUUGAUCGACUUUUUGAAAUGGAUGAAUAUGUCAAAAUUGCUAUGAGAAAUGAUGUGAGAGUUUUGCUAUUUUAUGGAGAUGCUGAUAUGGUUUGUCCUUUUAUGAUGGGUCAAAAAUUUGUGGAAAGAUUGGGAAUUGAAGUGAGUUUUUAAAGAUAUUUUCAUUUUCAAAAUGUGUUUUUCCAAUUUUUCAGGAAACUGGUAAUGGAUUUCUUACAACGAAAAAUAAACAAAUUAUUGGAAAAUACACCUCUUAUUAUAAUUUGGACUUCCUAGUUUUCAAAAAUGCGGGACAUAUAUUAGGAGACACUCAUCCUAAAAUAGAAUUUGAACUUCAUCGGAAAUUUUUCAGUAAUCAAAAAUUGAAUGUUUUUUGAAUAUGAAUUUUAUACAUUUUUUGCUGAUUCCCAUGGUCAGUUUGAAGAUAUUGCGAAAUCACGAAAAAAUUUCCGUUGCUAAAUUGAAGGCAGGCGGUGUGUUGUUUGAGAACAAUUUUUUCUUUCACACUUUUGUGAGAAUAGGUUUAAAGAUCUCUGUGUUUAACUUUAGACUUUUCAAAAAUGAAUGAAAGCUACUUUAAAAUUGAAUUGCAUGAUCUGAAACCGAUCCUCCAAAAAAUAUUUGGUUUUCGGAAAUUUUUUUUACUUAAAAAUUUUAAGACUUACUUCAAUCCAGAUGUUUUCCAGAAAAAACUUCAUAAUAUCCCUUCAAAUAACCGGUUUCCAUAUUCAUCAUAAAAUAGUCCUUCCGUAUUCCUUCUCUAUGAUUGUUUUCGCAUUUCCAGCAAACCAAAUUUCCAGACUCAAAAUGUGUCAAAUUGCUCCAUGUUGUCUGAAAUUUAUCAUUUAACCCCCUUAUUUUUUGAAUUUCCAAACGAGAAUGCAUAAAAAAUCAAACUUGAUAGAAAAUCGAGCAAAAUUCGAAUACACAAAAAAAUGAAUCUUGCGAAAACCGUUCUGUUAAAAAACAGGCAAGCGGAGUGUUGUUUGUGUUUUUCGAAACAUUUCACAUAAAUAUUCUUUGUUUGGUAGACGAGGACCAAUUUUUUCUUGUUUUUCACUUGUUUUACUACUUUUUCAAAAUUUUUUUUGUAGAGCCGAUUUGAAUUUCUGGAUUUAGGAAAUUUUUUUGAACUGGAGACAAUUGUUAUAAUUUUUUUCGUAUUUUACAGUGAAAAUUAGAUAAAUUCUAAGAAAAUCUCUGGUUUUGUUUGGAAAGAUUAUUUCCUAAUUCUGAAAAUAAAAUUUUCAAAAAAGGAAAGGUUUUUUGUGCCUAGUGAGACGCUGAAAUAUAGUUUUUUAUUAAUUGUUAACUUCAUUCAAACAUAAAAAGCUCAAACACCUGCCUUUUACAUUUUUGAACAAAAGACGCGCAAAUUUGAAUGUCACUCAUUAAAUUUUUUUCGAACAAAAAAAUUAGAUGUCUCAUUAGUCUCAUGUUUCAUAAUUAGCUUUAUUCUUUAUUGAAAAAAUAUAAUUUCUAACAAAUCCACCUAAAAAUUGAAUUUUUUUUAUUUUUCUUCAUUUUUAUUCUUUUCUCAAAAAAAAAAGUUGUUUUUUGAAUAUCAUUACACAGAUAAUUGUUUAUACAAGAAAACGUUCACCAUUCCUCAUAUCAUAUUUCUCUGGUAGAAAAAAACGAGCAGACAAAAAUAUUAGUCAUCAUCCUUCCCCUUUUUUACACCAUUCUAUUCAUUUUUUUUCUUGGUCAUUUGCCACCGAUUUAUAUGAUAUAUUGCGAAAUGCAUGGUUUUUUGGCCUAAAUUUUUUUGAUUUUGCGAUUUUUAUGUAGGAUUUUCGAUAGGGAAUUUAUGCAUUUUGUCCUGGUUUUCAGAAAAUUUAGAAACAUCGAAAUUUUUAACGUAAAUUUAUAAUUUUGUUUUGUUUAAAAAAUUGUAUGCUUCAUUUUCUUCACAAAUUUCAUGAUAAAUUGGUCUGAAAAUAUUUUAGAAAACUUUUCAUUUAAAAGAUUCAAAUUAAUUUUUUUGUUCAUAUUUUUUCAAAUUUUAUUUAUCAAUUAUUGUUUAUAUUUAUUUUUGAGCUCUCUUUUUUUCUUUGAAUUACUUGUACUUUUUCUGGAAAAGAAAAGGAAAAUUCGCGGUGCGAUCAAGAAAAUUCAGAAUCAAAAUAAAUUCUGAAUUUUUUAACCUUUAAGUAUUAUAUCAAUCGAUUAUUCUUCUGUGUAUGUGUGCGUACUUUUUUUUAAAUUUAUUUUUUUUUCAAUUUUUCUUAUGUUUUUCAUAAUUUUCUUUCACGGCAUGCUUUAUUACGUAUGAAAACGGAAGUAAAAAAUUAAAAUACGGAAGAUACGGAAGAUAAAAAUAUAUUUUUAAAAUUGAAGGAAGUUUCAAAUUUCGGAAUUGGAAACGUCGAUUUUGCACAAUAAAAUUAAAGAACGAUCAAUUUGAAGAUGAAUCGCAUGAUCAAUAGGAAAGUUUCGAACAAUUGGGAAAGGAACACAUCGAAAAAUUUCAAACAACAUAAUGCGAAUAGAAAAAGAAAGAGCAUAAUACUUGAUCAAGAAAGUGAUUCUGGUCAUCAAUCCUUCAAUGAAUGCCUACAUUCAGAACCUGAAAUCACGAUGGUUGGUGACUUUCCUGCUGGCCGAUUCACAAACUACCCUCCAAUCAACCCAAGAAAAACAAGGGCCGAUAUUCAAUGAAGGGUGAGGUUCAAUGAGUGGAAAGUGUUAUAUUUUGAUGAAUAUAAUAUUCUGGAAGGUGGGUUGUGAUAUCCCACAAAAUAUCCUGAAAAGAAGAGUGGAAGAAGCGCGAGGGAAGAUCGAAUCAAGACGAAGAUAGAUUCUGAAAUGAUGCCCUGAAGUAAAUGAAGACAUACGUGGAUGGAGUACACUUCUAAAGUUAAAAAAUGUGGAUAUCGUGCGAGAAAAUGCGCGCCUUUAAAGGCGCAUAAACUUUCAAAGCAUAUGAAAAUUGCAAAACGACGAGAGAAGAAAAAGAGACUUCAUGAGAAAGAGAUGGUUGGUGACUUUUUAUUGGCCAACUCACCUCAAUUCAAAAAACCGCCUCCAAUCAACCCAAGGAAAACAUGGGCCGAUAUUCAAUGAGUGUGAAAGAGAUGGUUGGCGACUUUUCUGCUGGCCGAUUCACAAGCAAAAGGAAAACAAGGGCCGAGGUUCAAUGAGUGGAAAGUAUUAUAUUUUGAUGAAUAUAAUAUUCUGGGAGGUGGGUUGUGAUAUCCCACAAAAUAUCCUGAAAAGAAGAGUGGAAGAAAUGCGACGGAAGAUCAAAUCAAAGAAGAAGAUAGAGUCUGAAAUGAUGCCCUGAAUCGAAUGAAGACAUACGUGGAUAGAUUGCGAAUCGGAAUCAUUAAUGAAUGGAAAAUAUUAUAUUUCACAAAUAUAAAAAGCUGGGAGGCGCGCUUCAAUAAUCUUGAAGAAAAAGAAGGCACGCUAAGAAUAGGAGUGCUAUAUUUUAAUGAAUAUAAAUUGCUGGAGCUUAGAAUGCAAACCGGAAUGAUAAAUUGAAUGAAAAAUAUCUUAUUUUUAAACGAAUUGAAGAAAUCAAAAGAAUCGGGGAAUUCUAUGACAGAAAAGUGUCCUGAAUCAAAUGAAGACAUACGUGGAUGAAUGGAAAAUAUUUUAUUUCUACAAAUAUAAAAAGCUGGGAACUGUGCUCCAAUAAUCUUGAAGAAAAAGAAGGCACGCUAAGAAUAGGAGUUAUAUAUUUUAAUGAAUAUAAAUUGCUGGAGCUUAGAAUGCAAACCGGAAACAUAAAUUGAAUGAAAAAUAUUUUAUUUUUAAACGAAUUGAAGAAAUCAGAAAGAAUCGGAGAAUUCUACGACAGAAAAGUGUCCUGAAUCAAAUGAAGACAUACGUGGAUGAAUGGAAAAUAUUUUAUUUCACAAACAUAAAAAGCUGGGAGGUGUGCUCCAAUAAUCUUGAAGAAAAAGAAGGCACGCUAAGAAUAGGAGUGAUAUAUUUUAAUGAAUAUAAAUUGCUGGAGCUUAGAAUGCAAACCGGAAACAUAAAUUGAAUGAAAAAUAUUUCAUAUUUAAACGAAUUGGAAAAAUCAGAAAGAAUCGGAGAAUUUUACGACAGAAAAGUGUCCUGAAUCAAAUGAAGACAUACGUGGAUGAAACUCUCUGAAAGUGAAAUAAUCAAUGAAUGGAAAAUAUUUUAUUUGGAUAGAAUAUAAAAUGGUAAGUGAAAAAAUUCGAUAUUGGAUCCUGAAUGAAUAAUUCGACAUCUUUUAUAAUUUUAUAAUAAUUCAUUAUUUUUCUCUGUUCAAAUAAAUUUUUCUACCGCGUUUCUUUAAUAAUUUACAUUAGUUUCAUGUGAAAACCCAAAAGAUUGAUGUUCCGAUAAAAAAUCAAAGGUUGGUUUUGUUCUCUCAAUGUCCGUUCAAAUGAAGCAUUUUAUUUUUUUUCAGGUAUAAAUCAAAACUCGGAGGAGAAAAAAAAAGAUUUUUAUGGUAUUUGAGAAUCGUGACAUGCUGA